GGGGCGGGGCCUUCCGAUGCGGCUCUGCAGCCACGUCCCACCGUCCCCCUCUAAAGCCAUCCUGGCUUCGAGAUCUACAGGACUCCAGACAAUGUCUGAAGUGAAGAGCCGAAAGAAGCCGGGGCCCAAGGUGGCUGCUGCCCCUGAGCCUGAGAAGCCGAGUGAUGGCAGGAAAAAACCCGAGACGCGGGGGGACGCGGGCUGGGCGGACCCCCGCACCGGGCUCAGUCUGCUGUCUCUAGCGACGAGCCUGGGCCUGGCCUGGCUUGUAUUUCAACAAUCAGAAAAGUUUGCAAAGGUAGAAAACCAAUACCGGUUACUGCAAACGGAGAGCAGCGAGUUUCAAGAACUUCAGAGUAAAAUCAGUUCAAUUUCCAACAAGCUUGAGUCUACUGAAAACACGCUGCAGGAAGCUACAUCAUCCAUGCCUUUGAUGACCCAGUUUGAACAGGAAGUAUCUGGCCUCCAAAGAUCCAUACGCGACAUUGAGAAUAGUGAAGAGAUGCUCACACAAAAGAUGCAAAACCUUAAUGAGAAAUUCCAGAACAUUACAGAUUUCUGGAAGAGAACCCUGGCAGAAAUGAGUGACAACGCAGCUGUCUUCAAAUCAGAAGCGAAAAGUACACAUUCAGAAGUUACCAUGAAGAUUAACUCAGCUGAGCAAGAUAUAAAAUCACUCAGUGAACGUCUAAAAGAUUUGGAAGACAGCACACUACGAAACAUCAGAACAGUGAGCAGGCAAGAAGAGGAAGAUCUUCUACGAGUAGAGGCGCAGCUUAGCUCUGACACAAAAGCAGUUCAGAAGCUAGAAGAGGAACAGCACAUGCUCCUAGCCAGAGAUGAAGAUCUCACCGAUAAACUUUCCAGCUAUGAACCCAAAGUAGAAGAGUGCAAGGCACACUUGCCAACCAUAGAAAAUGCUGUCCACUCUGUCCUCAGGGUCUCUCAGGAUCUGAUGGGGACGGAACGGAAGGUGGAGGAACUGACGAUGCAGAUGUUCAACAUGGAGGACGACAUGCUGAGGGCAGUAUCUGAAAUCAUGGAGAUGCAGAAGACGCUGGAGGGAAUUCAGUAUGACAACAGCUUGUUAAAGAUGCAGAAUGAACUGGUUGUUCUAAAGGGGAAAGUUCAUGAUUUCAUAGCAUAUUCAAGUGCACGAGAAAAGGAGACUUUGGGAGAAUAUAACCUAGAAAAUAAGGGAUCUGAUGAUUAUUAAGUUUGCUGCACAUCUUCCGAUGGGCUGUCCUACUAAGUGGGAAUCAUUCAGGCCUACAUUUUUUCAGUUUUUCUGUUCUGCCUCAUGUUCCUGGAGAAUACAAGGAGUAUGCACCGUAUGGGAGCAUGCAUCUAAUCAAACGUUUAUCUUUUUAAGCUCUAAAACGUGCUUUAAUUAUUUUCAUAGAAAUACUUCUAAAAUAUAUAUUGCUCUACUUUUUAAGCAGUAUAUUUACAUGUCUUUCUAAUAAUUAAUAGGCAUCAUUAUGAAUUGUAUUAUUGUAUCUAUCUACUAUAGAGAUAGAGAGAUAGACAGAUAAUCUAUAGCAAAUAUUAGAACCUUUUACCAUUUCACUGUGACCCUCAUUAUCUGUUUUCUAAGCUAUGUCUGUUUCUCACAGCUUUUCUGUCACCUGCUCUUUCAGGCAGUUGGGAGCAUACCUUCCUCUCCCAGGUUUUUGGGCUUUUUUUUUUUUUUAAUUCAGACAACCAAGUUCAUAGGAAGUGUAUGUAAAAUAAAAGGUGACCUUCCUGCAGGAGAACCAGAGGGCUCUCCUGUGAGGUAAUACCACAUUAUGAAAACAGAAAAGUAUUUUCCUUUUUGCAAAGGUUCUAAACUGUGUUAUAGAUACUUAUAAGGGGUUUAGGAUGUGAGUAAAUGUGUUCUUAUUGUGUCUGCAUAAAUAGCCUUUUCUAUUAACUAGUUAUGUUUUGAAGUAUGAGUUUAUGGAGUAUCUUUGUGUACCUGAACUUUUAUUUCUAAAGUUUGAACUGUGUGUCAGUAGAGUUUACUGAAUACAAUUAAUAGAUACUUAAAAACAUGUUGAUAAGCCUGUGCCUAUUUUAAAGAAAAAACAACAUAGCACUAAUUUGUGAUAAUAAUGACAUAUUUUUGUCAUGAUUUUAAAGCUUCUCCAAAGUAUCAAACUAAAUUUGAUUCACAUAUUAACUUUUUAAAAAAAAAUAGAGCUAGAGCAAAGCAUGGUGGCGUACACCUUUAGUACCAGCACUCCAGAGGUAAAGGCAGUUGGACCUCUAAGUUCAAGAUCACCCCGGUCUACAUAGUGAGACUGCAUCUCAAGAAAAAAAAAUAGGGCUAGGAGAUAGCUUAAUAACUGAGCUUGCUGUGUAAGCACAGGGACCUGGAUUUGAUACCAGACCCUGACAUAAAAAGCUAGGUCUAGCAUCCCCUGCCCAUAAUACCAGCCCCGGAAAACAGAGACGUGAGAAAACUACUGAAUAUGUGUGUCUGUGUAUUCCUUUGCUAAGAAAUUUGUUCUAGGGCUAAGAAAUGGCUCAGUGGUUAAGAGCACGGGUUGUUCUUGCAGAGGACUUGGGUUUGAUCCCAGCACCCACAUGAUGGCUCACAACCAUCUGUAACUCAGCUUCCAGGAUAUCCAGCACAGUCUUAUGACUCCUGCUAGGUACCAGGCGUGGCAAAACAUUCAUAUGCAUAAAAUACAUAUAUUUUAAUUUCCUAUUUAGCAAAAAAUCACCAUUGUACAGAUCUAGAUAACAUUUAACGAAUUUUCCUUUCUUUCUUUUUGCUUGUUUGUUUUGAAGUUUUUUGUUUUGAUUUUGAGACAUAGUCUUGGGACAUAGCCCAGGUUAGUGUUAAGUCACCAUCUUCCUGCUUCUGCAUUUCAAGCAACAGGGAACACAGGUGUAUAAUGGCACAGGGCUUCAUAUUGUUGUGGUUUAUGGCACAUUGGCGGUAUUAUAAUACCACGAAUUUUGUAUCUCUGUAUCUCUUUUGUACCUCUGAGAUACACUUUUGUAUCUCUGUAAUUGAUAAUAAAUUUUAUAUCAGUUAGCUUA
This is a messenger RNA of Apodemus sylvaticus (European woodmouse), 3033 nucleotides long. RefSeq names its product IKBKB interacting protein (gene Ikbip). The record is from RefSeq and is a predicted model, not a curated record. Lineage: Eukaryota; Metazoa; Chordata; Mammalia; Rodentia; Muridae. The transcript has 3 exons. The coding region runs from base 17 to 1216 and encodes 399 amino acids.